Aspergillus fumigatus Af293 is the source of this 1362-nucleotide messenger RNA. Lineage: Eukaryota; Fungi; Ascomycota; Eurotiomycetes; Eurotiales; Aspergillaceae. The record is from RefSeq and is a predicted model, not a curated record.
AUGGCUGAAGAAAAGAGCAAGAUACGAGAUGACGUUGAAGCAACAGAGCCCAUUGGGCAUGUACCUCCACAGAUUAGAGACAUUCUCAAGGGCGAGGAUACCACUCACGAUGCCGUUUUUGGAGAAGUCACCGAAGCUGGGCCUAACUAUCGUAACGUUGGAUGGUUGGGAACCGUUGCUUUGAUGAUGAAGACGCAGAUCGGAUUAGGUGUCCUCUCUAUCCCUUCCGUCUUCGACACUGUUGGGAUGAUUCCGGGAGUUAUUCUUCUCUGCAUCGUUGCCUCAAUUGCCGCCUGGACAAGCUACGUGGUUGGUGUUUUCAAGAUAAACCAUCGCCAAGUCUACGGCAUUGAUGAUGCAGACUGGAUUUUUGUCGCGGGAUCUGGUAUACUUGGCAUCUCUAUCAGCCUGAACGCCAUCUCAGCCCACGGAGCAUGUACCGCCGUUUAUGUCGCUGUAGCUGCCAUCAUUGGAUUCUUUCUAGCGAGCAUUCGCACACUGGGGAAGAUCAGUUGGAUAGCAUGGCUAGGUUUGGCUUGCAUUCUCACCGCUAUUCUUAUUGUGACCAUCGGUGUUGGUAUUCAAAAACGGCCAUCUUCCGUGUCACAGGUCGGCCCUUGGUCCUCUGACUUGAGGCUCAUCAACUCGCCAUCAUUCACCGACGGUGUGUCAGCUGUCUCAUCUCUGAUUUUUGCAUGCUCCGCCACCCCCGCCUAUUUCUCUAUCGCUGCAGAAAUGCGCGAUCCCCGUUUCUUCACUCGAGCCCUUAUCAUUAGUCAGAUUGGCUCGACUCUGAUAUACCUCGUUAUUGGCGUUGUGGUAUACUACUACUGCGGAUCGCAUGUGGCUUCACCCGCCCUAGGAUCGGCCGGUCCGAUUAUCAAGAAAAUUUCCUAUGGGAUUGCUUUGCCCGGCCUCCUUGCCACCACAACCAUCGUUAUCCAUCUUCCAAGCAAAUAUAUAUUUGUUCGAAUCUUAAGAGGGUCGGCACAUCUGACAUCAAACAGUAUUAUCCAUUGGUGCACAUGGCUGGCCUGUACCUUUGGAUCUACAGUGAUUGCCUAUCUCAUUGCAAGCGGUAUUCCCUUCUUCAACAACCUCGUUUCGCUCAUUGGAGCCUUCCUGGGUGUCAUCCUGGCCUACCAACCAACCGGCUGCAUGUGGUUCUACGAUAAUUGGAGAAAACGUGAUACUGGUAAUUGGAAAUGGAUACUGAUGGCAUGCUGGAAUGUCUUUGUCAUAUUGAUUGGAUCAUUCAUGACCGUCGCUGGUACAUACGGCGCGAUUGUCAACAUUGUUAACUCUCUGGCGGAGGAUGGUGGCUCAAAACCAUGGACUUGCGCCGACAAUUCCAAUUCUUGA